Molecule: messenger RNA, 993 nt
Organism: Peniophora sp. CBMAI 1063
Lineage: Eukaryota; Fungi; Basidiomycota; Agaricomycetes; Russulales; Peniophoraceae
Source: the annotation of a GenBank genome assembly
AUGUUCUACUUCAUCAUCGACAUGCCGCCCGUGCGCGACUGGCAGAACCCGAUCGACCCGUCUCAGGAAGCGCCGUGGCGGUGGCUGUCCGACUGGCUCAUCCGCUAUGCGAAGGAGGUCGGCAAGUGGAUGGACACGACCGACUCGAUCACGCCCGAGGCGGUCGAGACGUUCAAGGCCGCGCCGAGCUACCAUAUGGAUGACUAUCCCGUGCCCGACGGCGGCUGGAAGACGUUCAACGAGUUCUUCGCGCGCCACAUCAAGCCCGCCGUGCGACCCAUCGCCGAGCCGGACGACAACACCGUGAUCGUGAACGCGGCCGACUGCACCUUCGACGGGACGUGGCCGGUGAACGACGAGGCGAACGUCAACACGUUCGACGUCAAAGGCGUGCCGUGGACCAUUAGUCAGCUUCUCGACGACGCCGGGCUCGGCCCGACGUUUGCCGGCGGCGUCUUCACGCACUCCUUCCUCGGCCCCGCCGACUACCACCGCCAGCACGCGCCUGUCGCGGGCACGGUCCUCGAGGCCAGGGUCAUCCCGGGUAUGUGCUACCUCGAGGUGAUCCUCCAGCAGAGCGACGCGACGGGCGGCCUCAAGCUCGGUAUGCACCGCUACAUCCGCCCUAAGGACGACGAGCGCCUCCCGGCUGCGCACCGCGGCAUUCUCCCAUCGGCUAGCGGCUCCGCCGAUAUUGUAGCGCCCGACCGCCCUGGGUACCAGUUCCUCCAGGCGCGCGGGCUCAUCCUCAUCGAGAACCCUCUCCUUGGUCGCGUCGCGGUGCUGCCUAUUGGUAUGGCGCAGGUCUCGUCCGUUGUGCUCAGCGUCCAGAAGGGCGAUACCGUGAGGAAGGGCCAGGAGAUCUCGUAUUUCCAGUUCGGCGGGUCGGAUAUUGUGAUGGUCUUCCAGAAGGGCGCGAAUGUCAAGUUCGACCAGAAGAUUGGAGAGCACUACAACUUUGGCACGAAGGUCGCGGUUGGAGGAGUUGUGUGA